UCUACUUCCUGGUGCUGUUCAUCGCAAAAGAGCUGCUAGCGGAUAGGGGAAUAUUUACAUCACGACUGAUGCGGCAAACAAUAUAACGUUUGUAGACUUUAGCAGGUUUGAUGGAUUUAUGCUCUUUGUGUUUUACCGCAAUUUAAAAAUAUAAUUUACUAUGAUCAGUGUCAGCAAAGGUGAACGCGUUAUCUCGGUCAGAUUAUAUCUCUACAUCCAGACAAGGCUGCUAAUAUGAAUAGGAAAAUGAAGACAGAUUUUUUUUGAUGUGUAAAGGAAUAGAUGGUCAGUUUGAUUCGUUUUUAAAUGUAUUAUAUCCAUUGUGGAAGGUUAAAAAAUCAUAAAUGGCGUCAAAAUCUAGGGUCUCCAUUCUGGAUUAUUUCAAUAUCGUCUGUGAGGGGGAAAAUGGCAAAAUUGAAUCGAACUGCAAAGCUUGUGGCACAAGGAUUCAGGCGAAAAGGACAGUAACUUCUAACUUCGUUACACAUUUAAAGCGCAAACAUCAAGCUAUGUAUGAUGAGUUUGUAAGGAAGAAAGAUGUGAAAAGAGAGACAAUGCAGACGUGUGCUGGCCCUCCAGGUGGUCGAGUCAUCUCUCAAAGUGGCACCGGGAUGAACAAAUUUGACUACAGUGACCCGCGGCAAUCCCUCAUCUCUGAAGCCAUUGCCAAGAUGAUCAUCCGAGACUUGCAGCCAGCACAGAUAGUGGAAUACGAAGGAUUUCGUGAGCUGCUUCAGCUUCUGGAGCCCCGUUACAUGCCGGUACCAUGUCAUUAUAUACAACAGCAGCUUUUGCCUGCCUAUGUCUCUCAGGUGCAGCAAGCUGCCAAACAGGCUCUUAAAGGGGCAGAAUCCUGCAGUAUGUCUCUUGACACUCUGGGUGUCAACUGUGGGUAUCUUGGAGUGACUUGUCAUUUCAUAAAUACAGACUGGAAUAUCAGAUCUGCCCUUUUGGCAUGUUUACCUCUUCCAGGCCAUAGCAACACUCAGCAGAUGAUCACCGAGUUCGAUGAGAUUUCCGACUCCCACGGCAUCUCCGGAAAAGUGUUCAGAGUUGUUGCCGACUCGUCGCCUUCUGAAAAAAGAUCAGCUUUUCGUUUGCCUGGCUUCCAUAUUAUUGGAAGCGAUGAAGUGGAAGGGGAGGACGAUUGUAGCGAUGAAGAAGCUGUUACAGGAGAAAAUAAGAAGGCCAUGGGUAUUAAGGAGAACCACAAGUCUUUAGACCAGUGUCUUGGUCGAAGUAGGAUAGACUGCUUUGCUCGAUUAUUGGCUCAGUGUGUCAAGGAAGGAGUGUGCGCUUCCUCUCAGAUAUCUGUUCCUUUAAGCAAAGCAGCCAAUCUUUACAACUAUAUUAUUGCUACUGUAGCCCCUGAAAAACUGCUUCAAGUUUUCGGCUCUUCAGUUGACCAGGGACCCUCAUCCAAGUACUGGAACGCACAGUUAAAAAUAAUGCGUCAAAUGGUGGAGUCAAUGGAUUUUCUUGAAGACAUCGUGGAUAGAAGUGAUCUAGUCCUCGGUAGUUUAGAAAAAGCUGUGGUACGGGAGCUGUUGGAGGUAUUGGAACCUUUCGAAGAGGCCUCAGACAUGGUAUCUGGUGACAAGCAUGUGUCCAUCAGUUUAGCCCUGCCAUGUGUACUAGGUCUUCGCAAGCAUCUGGCAGAAGUCAAUAGUCAACAGUGUUCAGGGAUUGUGAUGGGAUUAUCUCAAGCUCUGGACCGCAGGCUCGCUGGGAUUCUUGAAGACCCUCUCUAUGUGACAGCAACUACCCUGGAUCCGCAAUUCAAACUGUCUUGGAGCAGUGACGGUGACUGGCACAAGCAAGUAUUGCUAGAGGAGAUCGGAAAGCAUUCACAGCCAUUAAGUCCACUAGAACAUCAUUCAGAGGCCCAGCCAUCACCAUCUAAACGGUGCAAGCUCUUCUCUUUUAUCAAGCAGAGGCCGACCGCUCAGGCCAAGACUGUGGAGCAGGAGUUGUCUACGUAUCUCCACGAAGAACCAACGGAUGAGGAUCCAUUGCAAUACUGGAAGCGCAAGUCCAUCGAUUUCCCCUUGCUCUCGCAAGUAGCCAAGAAAGUUUUCACCGUGCCAGCAACAACCACAUCGGUGGAUCAGAUAUUUGACCUGGUCAGCAAAACAUUUAAACCACAGCAAUGUAGAUUUCUGCCCAAAAACUUGGACACUCUGAUUUACUUAAAAGCUAACUAUAGAAUACUUUGGUCUUAAGUGCAAAGAAAGCUUUAAUGGAUUUCCUUUAUACUGAUAUCAAACCAAACACCUCAAAUCUAGAAGGGGAUCGUGCCUGAGAUGUAUCUGUCCAUAGAAAUGCUGUAGAUUGUUUCUAUAGACAAUUUGAUUCUAUCCCCAUUUUAGCAAACUGGAUGUUAUUGAUGUAACCGUUAUGGUUUAAGGCAUGGUUCACCUAAAAUGUACAAUUCUGGCAUCACAUACUCAUCCUCGGGACAUUCCAAACAUGUAUGACUUUCUUUCUUCUGCAGAACACAAAAGAAUAUUUUUUGAAGAAUGUUGAUGACAGAACAACAUUGACAUCCAAUGUAUAGCCACAAACUAUUGAGACAUUUUUCAAAAUAUCUUUGUGUACCACAGUAAAGAGGCUUGAGCAACAUAAAGAUGUUUGUUUUUGGGUGAACUAUCCCUUUAACACAAGCACUGUUUGAUAGUAGUUCAUGUUAGUUCACUGUUAAAUAGAUUAUGUUGUCUACAUUUACAAUGAGCUAUUAAUCCAUAUUUAUUGAAAGUUAUUAGUUAAUGAAAGUGUUGCCUUAAUGUGGCUUUGUUUAAGCUUUCUAGCUUUUUAUUUUAUUUUUCAACCCAAUACAAUGGUUCUUCAAAUGUAACAGGAUUAAAAAAGCACACAGCUGCACAUACUUGA
This is a messenger RNA of Triplophysa dalaica, 2889 nucleotides long. Its product is annotated as zinc finger BED domain-containing protein 4. The coding region runs from base 345 to 2222 and encodes 625 amino acids. The record is from RefSeq and is a predicted model, not a curated record. The transcript has 2 exons. Gene Ontology annotation, molecular function: protein dimerization activity. Lineage: Eukaryota; Metazoa; Chordata; Actinopteri; Cypriniformes; Nemacheilidae.